AUGCACGGAGUCAUCGUCUCAUCCGUCCUCAUCCCCGGCGCCCUGUCGGCGCUAGUCUCCGGCGUCAUGGCCGACCGGUUCGGCCACGUCCGCCUGUUCGCUCUCGGGGCUUUUAUCUACGGAUGCGGCACCGGCAUCGAGUGCGCGUCUCCUAUCCUGGGUGUCUUCAUUCUUGGAAGGCUCAUCAAGGGCAUUGGGGAGGGCAUGUUCUUGAGCAAUGUCUACGUUCAAGUUUCCGAGAUCUCGCCUGCUCGCAUCCGCGGCAUCAUGACCGCUUUGCCGCAAUUUGCCAUCGUCACGGGAAUCGUGACUGGAUACUUCAUGUGUUAUGGCACGGCGACGCUAGGAAUGUCGUCUGCGGCGUGGCGUCUCCCGCUGGCUGUUGCCUCGUUCUUGGGCUUCCUGUUUUCCGGAAGUUACUUCAUCGUUCCUCCUUCUCCAAGGUGGUUGAUGGCUAAGGGCAGGCAAGAAGAGGCCCGUCGCGUCGUCGAGAAGCUCGGACUGAAUGAAAAAGAAGGCGAAGAGAUACUGGAGCUUUCAUCUGACGACCAAGAACAUGAUCCCAACGCCCCGGUCUCUGAAGUCUUGAAGCAAGCAUUCGCCGGCUUCCGCGAAGCCUUCUCCGCCCCGUAUAGGGGCAGGACGUUGUUCGGUUUGUUCCUCAUGGGAUUCCAACAAUGGAGCGGAAUUGACGGAAUACUGUACUACGCGCCAAUCAUGUUCACGCAGGCAGGGUUGGACGGCGAGAAGGCGACGUUUCUGGCCUCUGGCGUGUCUGCGCUGGUCAUCUUGGCCACGACUGUGCCCGCUACGUUCUUCGCUGACAGCUGGGGACGCAAGACCUCCAGUCUCCUAGGCGGUGUGCUAAUCACUGCUCUGAUGGUCCUCAUGGGCUCGCUGUACGCCGCCGACGAAGUUCAUGCAGACCGAGGAGCUGGCAAGUGGGUUGUCAUUGUGUCCAUCUACCUAUUCGCCAUUGUCUACAGCUUUACCUGGGCGCUCUCCUUCCGCACGUUCUUGGUCGAGAGCCUGCCUAGGAAGACCAGAAGCAGCGCAUCGAGCUUAGCUCAGAGCGCCAACUGGUUCGCCAAUUAUGUUGUAGCGCUGAUCACUCCGGUACUGCUCUCCGUUUCCUCUUUCGGCGCAUACUUCCUCUUCGCGGGCUGUUCGUUGUUCUGCACAGUCGUUGUAGCGUUAUACAUGGUGGAAACACGGGGCCACAGUCUAGAGGCAAUCGAGAAGAGAUACACGGAGAAAAAAGUCACAAUCGCCGCCAAGAAAGGGGAGACAGUGGUCACGAUUACGGAAACAAGCGUGGUCUGA
This is a messenger RNA of Colletotrichum aenigma, 1323 nucleotides long. RefSeq names its product MFS glucose transporter mfs1 (gene mfs1-5). Bases 1 to 1323 code for a protein of 440 amino acids. Lineage: Eukaryota; Fungi; Ascomycota; Sordariomycetes; Glomerellales; Glomerellaceae. The record is from RefSeq and is a predicted model, not a curated record. Gene Ontology annotation, molecular function: carbohydrate:proton symporter activity. The transcript is spliced from 3 exons. Gene Ontology annotation, biological process: carbohydrate transport; transmembrane transport. Gene Ontology annotation, cellular component: membrane.